Messenger RNA from Alligator sinensis (Chinese alligator), 1437 nucleotides. RefSeq names its product alpha 2-HS glycoprotein (gene AHSG). Bases 54 to 1097 code for a protein of 347 amino acids. NCBI's taxonomy places the organism in Eukaryota, Metazoa, Chordata, Crocodylia, Alligatoridae. Gene Ontology annotation, biological process: negative regulation of endopeptidase activity. The transcript is spliced from 7 exons. The record is from RefSeq and is a predicted model, not a curated record. Gene Ontology annotation, cellular component: blood microparticle; extracellular matrix; extracellular region. Gene Ontology annotation, molecular function: cysteine-type endopeptidase inhibitor activity.
ACGUUCUUCCUAGAUUGAGUGUACUGAAAGAGAUCAGCUUUCCUCUAACAGCCAUGAAGGCAUUCGUAGCUUUAAUACUGCUUGUUCAGAUUGCAGUCUACCAAACUAAGCCACAUGGGCCUAAACCAAUUGGGCCAUCACCUCCCUUAGGUAUGAGGGACUGUGAUAGCCCAGAAGGGGAGGAAGCAGCUGCAGUAGCUGUGGACUACAUCAACGCCCACCAUGCUCAUGGAUACAAGUAUGCUUUAAACAGAAUUGAGAAACUGCGUGUCUUGCCCACGGGGCCUAGUAGUGAGAGAGUGAUACUCGAGCUCGACUUACUGGAAACCAAGUGUCACGUUUUGAACCCUCUGCCUCUUGAAAACUGUACUGUACGGGAACUGACUGGUCAUGCUGUUGAAGGAGACUGUGAUGUUAAAUUGCUCAGGAAGGAUGGAAAGCUCUCUGUAUUAGCUGCAAGCUGUCACUCAUCUCCAGACUCAGCUGAAGACAUCAUUAAAAUCUGCCCUGACUGUCCAUUACUGAUUCCAUUAAAUGAUACUCGGGUGGUGAAGACAGUUGAACUCCUCCUUGACCAGUAUCACAGCACAAAUGAUGUCUACUUUACGCUCAUUGAGAUUGCACGAGCUCAGAUGCAGGCCCCUAAUGCCAUCUUUGUCGAGUUUGCAAUUUCUGCCACUAACUGCUCAAGCAAAGAUGCCAGUGAACAUGCGGAGGCCUGUCAGGCGCUAUCUGGGGAUCAAGCUACAUUUGGCUUCUGUGUUGGAUCAGUCAUGCACGUUCCCAACGAAAACAUACAGGUGGAGUGUGAAGUCUAUGCUCCUCAGCCUGACGUUGUCCAUCCUGUCCUGGCUAAAGAUACUGUAGGACUGCUUUCCGUUCCUGUACAUGGCUUCAGCCACCACAACCUCAGGCAUUCCCAUAGCAGCCAUUUCAAUGACUCUUCAGAGUCCAACUCUGCAGAAGUUUCUGUUGCUUACACCUUAUCGCCGAAGCUUGUGGUCAAAAGAACAGUUUCUGAGCCAGAACAUCCAGGAGGCGUACUAGAUCCUCUUCAUCCUGGAUGCCCUGGCAGGGUACGCCAUUUCCGUAUAUAGUUACAGGCACAGCUAGCCAGAUGAUUAAAGGGUUAGCUGGUGGCACCAACAACAUGCAGAGUACACAGCCAAAUAUAAGUAUCUGAGGCUACUCAGAUCCUUUAUCUCCAAUUGGUUUCAUUCCCGAUAAACCACAGCAGGGAUCAAUAGCAUGCAAUAACCUGCUCCAAGGUCUAGGUGAUUAUAGAUGGCAGUAGUUGUGCUCUCUGCCUCCACAGAUGACCUUGUUAAAACAAUAGGAAAUGUUAUUGCCUUGAUGCUGUUGGAGUAUCUGCAGGCUUGUGGAGAGAAAACCAACCCAAAGUGCUUUAUAAAUAAAGAGAUGCCUCUUUGCCAUCCA